UAAGAGAGAUAAAAGCAAGGGGUUGCUUUGUUACAUUGUAUUUUUCUUUAGACUACGUUCAAACAUAGGCCUUGCAAAUGUAUCUCAACAUUGUUUGAUUGCGAAAUUCAACGAUUACGGAUUCCUUUGAUUUGAACUGCUAAAACUGUAGAUUACCAAUUGCACCAAAAGUCGCAAAACGAAAUUGUGCAGGUGCAGGCUGAGGCCAGAGGCGGUGUGCGCGUGCAGGCGAAGGAGACAGGAGAUUCUAUUGUGCAAUUUGUAACUUGUAAUACACACAAGGAAAACCUGAUCUGGACAUCGAUUAUGUUUAUAUGCAGCUCCUGUGGAGAACGAUAGACUCGAAGAUUUUACAACAAUCAUGUUGUAAGGCUAAAUAUUAUCAUCAUCAUCCGGUGCCUUGCCGACUCAGAUUGGCGUAGGCGUGGGCGAUCAUGGACCUCCACUUCACUGUCUUGUCUUGCGUUACAGACUCUAUGUCAAGACGUUCAAAUUCAAGGAGCUCUCCAGUUUGUGAGGAUGGAAGGUCUUCUGAUCUACACGAGUGACAGUGAGGCAAAUUCCUCAGAUGAAAAUGAAAUCAUCAUCAGUGCAGAGUCAGAGAAUUGUGCGAAAGAUGAAAAGUCACCUAGUUCUAAUCUAGAUGUUGAGCAAGAGAAGACUCGAAUUUGUCAACCAGGUUCCAAGAAGAGUUCUGAUGAAAACGCUCUUCUUAAAUUAACAAAUUCAGAUGUGGAGGUGAAGACAGAUAAGCAAAGUACACAUAUUGAAAAAACACCCAUAGCUUUUUCUGAUUUUUUGGGUUUAGGGUCACAGUCACUCUCUGGAGGCUUUGAUCCAACUGUACAAAACAAUCUGCCCCAGAGUCUUACUAGUGUUUCAAGUUACGAAAGUUUUUCUUGUAAUGAAAUUCAAAAGUCUGUUGAUACCCCUUUUGGAACAGUUGAGAUACCAAAUGGAGACUUCUGGAAAGAUUUUACUCCUGAUAAGGACAUGAUUUUACAAGAAGGUCAAGGGACAGCAAAUAUGACAAGGACAGGUCAUUCUGUGUCAACAGUCGAUUCAAACAGGGCAAGAAAAAGAUCCUCCCAACACAUAUGUGAUAAAGAUGGAACUUACUCUACAUCCCCAGUGUUCAGCAGUAAACGUAGUUUGCACCAUGGUCUUGUAUACAGUUGCAGUAACAGCCAGCAAGAAGACUCUGAUAGCUCUCAUGCCUUGUUGACUAGAGUUGUAAGUCACAGUAAUACUGUGGUGACUCCAGAAAGAUCAAGCUCAAAUAACUCUGAAAGAAAGAUAUUCUUCGUUCACAGCAAGAUUGCUCCUUAUUUACAUUCCAAGACAUCCUGUAAAUGCAGCCAUAAACUUUCAGACACAUGGAAGGCUCAUUCGACUGUGAUAAAUCGACUAAACUGGAAUGUUCCAACUUAUGCCCAUCUUCUUCUCACAGCUGGAAUGAAUGAGGAAGUUCGGGUGUGGAAUGUGUGGUCAACACUGGAUUCUUGCGUUUCUGUUCUGCAUGUUCAUAAAAAGCCUGUAAAGCAUGCUGAAUGGAGUCAUGAUGGGAAAGCAAUACUAUCAUGCAGUUACGAUAGAACAGCUCUAGUUACUGAUGUCGAAUCAGGGAAAGUGCUGUCCACUUGUGAGCAUCCUGGUUUUGUGACAGCAGGCUGUGGCCACCAGUCCAAUCCUUCAUUGUUCAUGACAGGAACUGACAACAUGAUUUUGUUAUGGGACCGCAGAGUAAAGGAAGUUCCAGUUAAAAGCUUCCAAUAUAAAGACAAGUUUGGACAGGUUCAAGACAUCAUCUUCAGCAGUGAGCAGGAAAUAGUGUCUUGCAGUGACCUUGUGGCCCGAGACUCUGCCGACAGAGGCAUCAUGGCAUGGGAUGUUCGGUCUGGAGUUGUGCUGUCGAACCAGAUCUAUCAAGAAAGGUACUCAUGCACAAGGCUAAAAGUCCAUUCCAGUAAGCAGCAGUUCCUUGCCCAGUCACAAGGAGGGUAUGUGGCUCUGUUUUCUACAAGCAGACCCUACAAAAUGGACAAAGCAAAGCGAUUUGAUGGUCACAAGGUUCAAGGUUACAGUGUUGGCUUUGACAUUAGUGCAGACGGCAGCCUUGUAUACAGCGGGAGUUGUGAAGGCGGCGUGCAUUGUUAUGAUCAUCGCAGUGGACGUCUGAUACGCAAACUGGGAUCAGCAGUCGGAGAUGUGAUCACUGAUGUGGCUUGUCAUCCUGUGCUGCCUUCUUUUGUGGCAUCCUGUACCUGGGCUGGCAGUGUGAGCAUAUGGUUUUAAGGACAGUAUUUGCAAAUUUGAAACUUUGUUUUUAUGUCUACUUCACUUGUAUUUGGACUGCUUAUGUUAUUAGUAGGUAUGCAUUACUGAGCGAAAAUGAUUCUUUGCAGGUGAUCGCGUCAAAAAUGAGUAGAUCUAGAAUUUUAAAACGUUAAACAAAAUUUUUUUUUAGUCCCGCGUCCCGAUUUGGUGGCGAUAUUUGUAAGUUACGAAAAAAUGUGCCAACAUGGUACAAGUUGUUAUGCUUCAAGAAAAACAAAACACGAAAAAAAGGGAUUUGGUGAUGAAGAUCAAGGCGGUAACGAUGGUGAUGCUGUAAUGUUGGAAAAGAUGUGCAAGUUAGUCUUUGUGUUAGUUUAUUUCUUCAUUUGGCGCUUACUCAGAUCCCCUCGUAGGACAUAACCCUCAUUCCCAAUUCCUUGUGUAGAGAGACCAGAAAUUUGGAAACAAGUCGCCAUCUUCAGUCCUAAAAUUUAACAAAGGUAUGCCGAAAAAUCACACGAGGGCCCCUUUAAAGUGAUGACAUUGUUAGUGUGUUUGUUGCCCUACUUCUAUGCUGUCCGAAUGUCAAAACCGUGACCGGAGUGGGGCCAAUAACCUUUGUAAUAUUUUUAACUAAUAACUGUUAAUGCAAUUAUGUUCCAUAAAAAAAGGGUGAACUGUACAGGCUGGCUUGUGUGCUUACAAGUUAUGGCUGUCUGCAUUUGUCACAGAUCCCGAGGCACUUCUGUGAUUGUUGGAGAAUGUAAAAAGUCUGAAAAACCAUGCCCAGACUACCAGGGAAUUACAAGGUCGCCUCUUCUUAAAAUGCUAGCAGUGAAUUCAUCGAUAAUACAAACAUAUAUACGUGCAAAAUAAUACAUAUAGACCUACUAAAGCAGGAUUGGAGGACCAGAGAUAAAAUUGCGUACCGCGACAACUCAAGACACCACGGGCAUUAAAAUUAUAAGCCCCAUGUCUUUAAAGAGCUAGUCCUUUUUAUAGACCACGAUUAACGAGAAGGAGAAGACAGACUUGUAAGUAUUAAUUAAUUAAGUGCACAAAAUGUUAUAUCAAUAAUUACUUCCAUAUUCUAUCCCCAUAUGAUAACACACGAUCACGAAUGGCACCAUUAAGUCUGACUACUAAGAGUAUCUCUGUAUAUUGAAGGCAAAUAAAUAAAUGCGUGCACGCCACACAGAGGCACACACACACACACACACACACACACACACACACACACACACACACACACACACACACACACACACACACACACACACAAAUACAGUUUGACCCUUUCUAGAAUCUUCAGAGUCUUCCACAGAGGUCUUGUCCUUGUUGGAGCUCUCGUGAGUGCUCAGGUUGACCGUUGUAUCCUCUUCUUCCCUUCCUUUGUUAACAGACUCAUUCUUAGGGUCGUUCACGUUUUCUACUGGCUGGCUCUGUGUUGUUGUAGCACGGGCUCCCUGACUCUUUUGUGUGUGUGUGUGUGUGAUAGAGCAGAAGCAGUGGUAGUGGUAGAGGCACAUCAGUGACCCUCUUGCCCACAGUGGUAGCACACAACUGUCGGCUUUGGCUGUUCCUUUUCAUAAAGUUUAGCUAUAAAAGAACCGAUCUGUAUCUCAUUAGGGAGGUGGGUGGUAGGCAAGUUUUAGAUUUAAAUUAUGUAAACUAGCAGAUGAACCCUAUGAGCGGGAAUAAGGAAGCAGUCCUAAACCAGUAACAGAGAAAUCUUGGAAGAAGCAUGAAGUAAAAGACAGAAGACUAAGGAAUUAAAGGAGGAAAACUGAUCUGACUCACCUCACCCAUUAGGCCAAAACUUCAGUGUAGACAACAUUGUUUGUAUGCCCAGUAUGUAAUUCAUUUUCCUUUGGCAUGUAGAGGUGCACAUUAUCCCCCAGAGCCAGGGCAUUAUUGUACGAUCUACUUUGCUCGAUACAGUUUAGUUUUACACAUGAGUCAUAGAAAUGGAUUAUACAUGCAGGAGGUUGUGGAGGUUGUUCUACACUCACCUUUCCAUUUUGACAGCAGAAAGACUGCCGUUCAGACUGCCAGCGCAGUGCCUUGCAAUGGCUACAUACAAUGUUGAAAUCACCACAUAAGUGCUUAAGAAGUUGGGCUGGAACCUGCUGCUCUUUAAAAUCUUUUGUAUUGACUGCUCCGGCUGAGCGACACAGUGGUUGUUUUCGUACUGGAUGGUUCACCUUCUGAUUUAGAUUUAGACCCAGAUCUACCUGUGCUAACACAUUUCUUGGUUCUUGUUCCACAAAAUGAAUUCUCUUUCGUUUUGGUGUGAGUCGGGGCUUUUUCGGUGGCAUUCUCAGACAUAAGAACCUUUCAAACAACUUGGACAGGUUUUACGCGCUUCGAUAAGUAAGGUAUUGAGCAGCCGAAUUCGUCCGCCUCGCGGUCAAGUGGUUGAGAUAUUAGAUCUAGCUUAGAUCUAUCAUCUAAGAAAUAAGAUCUACAGAAACAAAAUAUGGUCUAAAUACUUUUGACUUACUUUACUUAAGAUAUUAGAUCUAUUUAAAAAAUGAUCUUACGAUCGUGAUAGAGGUAGAUCUAUAUCUAGCCUUACUUUACUCAAUAACUAAGGUAUUGAGCAGCCGAAUUCGUCUGCCUCGCGGUCAGGUGGUUGGGCUUAUUAUUGCCAGUUGGCGGAAGCUGUCGGAACAAAGGUGAAGUGUUUUUUUUUGGUUUCUUUGAAUUAAUAAUUUUACAGUUUUUGGUUAUUUGCAACAAAACGGCAGGUUUUUCUAAAAAAUUAACUAUCCCAUGCAAAUCCUCACCUAAAUGCAUAGAAAAUUUCACAAUUGUCUGUUAUGCGGUUUAGGAGUCUAUACGAUCCAAAUGUUUUGGGCCACGCUCCAUUAUAAUAUGAUUCCUAUCAACAUGAGUUGGAUCUAGAUCUACUCUGUGUGUCAGAACCUGCAACUUCACUCUGAUUCUGAUUGUCUCCAUCCUCACUAUCACUGAACUCCACAUCAUCUAGAUCUACGUUUGUGAAUCUCGGAUUUAGACCUACUUCACCUGAUGCUUCAGUAUCAUUGUCUGAAUCAAGAUCUCUGUCUUCAAAUUCCAUUACAACAUUUUCCUCAUCGUCUGAUCCAUCAAACAUUAUUUGAUCAAGCACCUCCUCUGUUUGAGACGGACACUUGCGUUAAGCCAUUUUGCUAGAAAAUUUCGUGUUCUUUGUUGCCUCGACUGCCGUUACAAAUCGCCACAGAAAAUUACGAAAAACGACACGAUACGGUCAAGGGGAAAUAAAUGCAAAAUAAAAAUGGCUUAGCAAUGUCGAACAAAAGUUUGUUCCCUGGAGUACCUUCAUUUGUACUGCCACAACGGGGGUGAAAUGCUAUCAGACGUAUGUGAUUGAGAGGUAGAAACACUGUACUUACCCUCUGGCGUCAACUCACGAGCAGGAGAACAUGUGAGGUUCAGUAUGGUGGCGACUCUCCUGCGCUGGCCGGCUCAGAUCACGUCGUCGGGCCCUCGGAGGUCACUUUGCCGGCAGCUACGAAACCGUCAGCCACUCUAGUCUCUAGUACUGAGAUGGAAAAGAAGGGAUCCGCUCAGAAUUCCCGCCUCGCCUUUAUACCCAUGUUUUAGCGCCCCUAGAGUCACGGGGCGGCAACUCUGUUCAGCCCACUCAGCACCCCCUAGUCCCAUGGGCCCGACACUCUCAAUAUUUCAUUACUCCAAUAACGAUGUAUUAAUGUCCGAUGCGUCUUCAAUGGAGCUCAAGGCUCUUGGAUAUAUUUGUCCGAUGCGUCCUCAAUGUGUUAAGCACUGUAUUGGCUUUUCAGCAUCUUUCGAAAGCAAAAUCGUGGAAUCUCCACAAACCGUAUGUUUUCUAAGAAUUGGUGCUCCUCUCAUAUCGAAUCGAUUAUAAUGCAAUUAUUUCCUUUUGAAAGUACUUAAAUUCACUUUUCUUCCAGUAUAUUUUGAGCAAGCUAAUUUCAACUCAAAAUGCAGACAAAUUUCAAUAAAUACUUUUGAAAUGCUUUUUUGAACAGAUUUUAUUGAAAUAUUUGAGUUAAAAGUAUAUGGCUGAAAAACUCAUCCAUUUUUAUAUAAGGACCAAUAUACACAUUGAUGAAAGCUCAGAUGCUUGGAAACAUUCCUUGACCGAGCAAAGGUGAGACGAGAAUAUUGACAGCGAACAUCAUGCUGGUGCGUUGCCUAUAAGCGUGUUUGAGCCUAGCUUAUAUAUGUUCCACCACUUUUCUUUGGGUCACAAGAAGUUCAUUGAUUAUUUUUUAUAGAUUUAAAGAGAAAUAAAUGUUUGUUUAAUUUUUAUUUUACAAUUCAAAGUGCCCUAAUCAGAUUCAGUGACCCAUUUCCACACUGAAGGAACACGAUGUGGAUACUGGUCAACUUUACAAAACCCCCUAUUUAUCUGUAUUGUAUCUCAGAGUUUUAUUUUAUGAUAUAAGCAAGAUGCCUUAAGUGAUGGUGCUAGGAGGAUGCACUGGAGAUCCAUACAAAUGAUGCACACUUUAUUCUCUGGGUUUAGUGCAGCUUCCUCAUCCUUCUCCUUCUCUGCUCGAGAAGCUUUCCUCAUUUAAUGAACUGUGUUUUUGACGUUUCCAGAUUCGAAGCUGGUUCAAAUGCUCCACUGCUCUUUCUUUGGUGAAAACAAACUCAAAUUGUUUUCCUUGAACUCAUGGGAGAACACUUGAUAGCUCAGUGUUUUUUUUCUGCAUCUUUGCACAUUUCUCCAUGUAUACUCGAUGCAGAUCUGACAUGUUCAGAAAUGUCAUCUGCAGUUACGAUUUUGUAGUUGAUUUGCGACAGUAAUGGGAGGGCAUCUUCGCAAGUUUGUCAAAAAAUUCCUCCUUCAGGAACAACUUGUAAACCUUGGAUCUCUCAUAGUGGGCAUGAUGUGUUCAUGGGGGUGGGGAGGGCGCUUUUAUUUUUUAUUCGAAAAAGACUGUAUAUAUACCAGCUGGUCAGGUCUGCAGUGGUCAUGAACAUUGUUUACAAACAGAAGAAAUUCGUUGACCAUUAACUCUUUUUAAGUAAGUGGUACUGAACGGUGUAAUUCCUUCUUGAGUUUUCAUUUGCUGUGUAGGAUCUCUUCUUUUUCUAUCCUGUUUAUCAUGGCAUAUGUACGUAGGCUCUCUUUUCCUUCCAAGAGAGUGACCAAACAUAGUCAAAGCAGACUCUCCUGUUUAAGUUCACGGCAUGUUACACAUCUCCAUUCUAUUGUCGAUUUUGUUGCUCUGUGCCUACAAAACUAGUAAUUUUGUAUUAUCAAGACUACCUGCCUUCUUUUUUAAAUUAUUUUUUCUCUUUUGUGUCCUCAAGAGUUUGUGGCAGACUGAAUCAAAAGUGUAUGUUCACGUGUGUAAGUCAGCGUGCAAACUUUUGUGAGUACUUCUUAAAUCAAAAGUCAUAGAUGUAGUUUCCAUGAAGUGUGUGUGAACCCUCACAGGAAUCAGUCGUGCAUUUGAAGUUGUAGGCUUAUUUACUAAAAAGAAAAAAAAA
This is a messenger RNA of Aplysia californica (California sea hare), 7767 nucleotides long. Its product is annotated as WD repeat-containing protein 25. Gene Ontology annotation, molecular function: protein binding. The transcript is spliced from 7 exons. The record is from RefSeq and is a predicted model, not a curated record. Lineage: Eukaryota; Metazoa; Mollusca; Gastropoda; Aplysiida; Aplysiidae. Bases 520 to 2295 code for a protein of 591 amino acids.